GAACCUCUCAGCGAACAGGAGACAUUGGCACGGCCGAGGGAAAGACCCAUGACCCCGUGGGUGUACACGACCAAGCGACAGGCCCUCGUUGAGCUCGGGGUGUCGUUUGGGGAACAGUAUCGUUGCACCAGCCUCCAAACUCGCAGCUCGACUCGCUGGAAAUGGCGAUCUUUUGCUUUCGGGGCCGCCUGCGAGAAUUUCAAGUCUCGCCUGUGUGUGUGGCGGAGGCUUUGAAGGAAAUUACCGGACCACCUCUAUGCGCGAUGUGCCUGGAACAUGGCUGUAUUUUGCGCGAUUCUCAGGAUUGGAAAUGGUGCCGCUCCUAUAUUUGGCAGAGUGUCCGAGACAUUACUCGGUUCAAGAUGAUCAUGAGACAAUGCAAUCAGAAUAAAGCUCUGGGCUGAGUCCUUGGAAAUGAAGCAAAGACUUUCCUGGCUUGACCUCGUGUUGAGUUGACUUGACGCACGACUUGAG
Messenger RNA from Microdochium trichocladiopsis, 474 nucleotides. RefSeq lists its product as uncharacterized. The coding region runs from base 162 to 404 and encodes 80 amino acids. Lineage: Eukaryota; Fungi; Ascomycota; Sordariomycetes; Xylariales; Microdochiaceae. The record is from RefSeq and is a predicted model, not a curated record. The transcript has a single exon.